Messenger RNA from Vanessa atalanta (red admiral), 3676 nucleotides. RefSeq names its product cleft lip and palate transmembrane protein 1 homolog. Bases 113 to 2005 code for a protein of 630 amino acids. The transcript has 3 exons. The record is from RefSeq and is a predicted model, not a curated record. Gene Ontology annotation, cellular component: endomembrane system; membrane. NCBI's taxonomy places the organism in Eukaryota, Metazoa, Arthropoda, Insecta, Lepidoptera, Nymphalidae.
GGCAACCCUACGUAUGCUCCAUGAUGUUGCUGAAAAUCUAUAUCACAUUGCAGUAAAAUCAAUUGGGACAUAUUCUAUAUUUACAUGGUAGUAAGACAAAUUAAUAUAAAAAAUGGCCAGUGUUAGUGAAGAAAGUACAUCCAAAGAAAGUUCUGAUAAGUUAGUGCCUAGUAAUAAUACGGGGCAAAUAGAAGCAACAGCGGAUGAUAAUGUUGAUAUCAAUGCACAAAUCGACGAGCAACGUCGUCAGAUGCAGCCAACUAAAUUGGAAUCAUUUUUUGCAAUAACUAAAUCAUUGAUAAUAAGGGCUUUAGUUGUUUAUUUUAUAACGUCAAUGUUUCGUCAACCAUCGGCGCCCAAAACUGAUGCUAAUAGUCCAGCCGGAGUUGCUCGUACUUCAGCCGUAAAUAUGUUUGCAAAUGGUACAGUAUUAGAUGUGUAUUCUUAUUUAUCAGAAAAAGAGUUCUUGGAUAACCUCGAAGAUAGUAAAUUAAUCUGGAAACUUUCUGGACUGGUUUAUGGAGAUUGGUAUGGAGGACCAAAUAAGGAUGGCACUUAUACAUUUUCAACAGAAUUUGUGCCUUCAGAGGAAUUAAAAAAUAAUGGUUCAAUAUAUCUACAUGUAUACAUAGUCCAAUCAGGAAAGUCCCCAGAUCCAAAAGAUAGUAAUAACUAUGCUGGACCUUACAUUACAUAUGGCAAGAAAAUGGUUAAUAAAUACAAAAAGUUGAAAUAUAUGAAAACUCACAACUUGUUAACCGGUCAAACUGAAAAAUCAGAGGAAGAAAUAAUAAAAGCAGAAACAUUAAAAGAAGAAAUUGUAUCGCAUUGGCAUCCAAAUUUAACAAUCAACAUAGUCACUGAUCAGACUAGUUGGAUGCAGGGUAGUGUACCUCCACCUCUAGAUGAGUUCAUCUAUUUCUUACCUGAUGGUAAGCAGUACAAGCCAGCUGUAUUUGUUAAUGAUUAUUGGAAUAUGAUGAGAGAUUAUAUGCCAUUAAAUAACACAGUCACUAAUCUUCAAUUACAAUUGACAUUUCAACCAUUAAGCCUUUUCAAAUGGCAACUCUAUACGACUCAGGCCAUGCGGGAUAAGUUAAGUAUGUUCUCAGCAUUAGGAGCAGAAGAACAAGACGAGGAACAGGAUACUAUAAAAGAAUUGCUGUUGGACACAUCACCCUACCUGCUGGGUUUGACAAUAACAGUUUCAAUUUUGCAUUCAAUUUUUGAGCUGUUAGCUUUUAAAAAUGAUAUUCAGUUCUGGAACAAUAGGCAGUCACUUGAAGGACUCUCUGUGAGAUCUGUAUUCUUCAAUGUUUUUCAGUCCACUGUUGUGCUUCUUUAUGUAUUAGAUAAUGAAACAAAUGUUAUGGUGAGAAUAUCAUGUUUCAUAGGCUUAUUGAUUGAAAUUUGGAAAAUUAACAAAGUAAUGGAUGUUAAAAUAAAUAGAGAAGACAGAAUACUUGGAAUACCAAAGCUGACAUUUACUGAUAAGGGAUCCUACGUGCAUUCCAGUACUAGAGAGUAUGACACCUUAGCAUUCCGGUACCUCAGCUGGGCUUGUUUCCCACUUCUGAUAGGUUAUGGAAUUUACUCAUUGCUUUACCAGGAACACAAAGGAUGGUACUCAUUUGUUCUUAAUAUGAUGUAUGGAUAUCUAUUGACUUUUGGAUUCAUAAUGAUGACACCGCAAUUAUUUAUUAAUUACAAAUUAAAGUCAGUUGCUCACUUACCGUGGCGCAUGAUGACAUACAAAUUCUUAAAUACAUUUAUUGAUGACAUCUUUGCAUUUGUUAUUAAAAUGCCCACCAUGUAUCGCAUUGGAUGUUUCAGAGAUGAUAUUGUCUUCUUUAUAUUCUUAUACCAGCGUUGGAUAUAUAAAGUUGAUCACAAGAGAGUUAACGAAUUUGGGUUCUCUGGGGAGAUGGAACAGCAAAAACAAUCUGAAAAUGGAAAUCUUGCAAUCACCGAAGGAGAACAACCUACUGAUAAGAAAAAUGAUUAAAUAGUAGUGAUUUUUAGCUAGUAUAAUUGAUAUAUUGCAUAAAAAGUGAAAAUAGUAUUCAUGGAUUGUAGCUGGCUUGUGAUCUUGCAAGAUUUUCAUAAGUCUGUUAAAUAUAAAUGUACAAAACACGAGCAUUUAAUAUAAUAAUUUCAUUGAGUUUCUUCCUUAUUCUCAUGUCAUAACCAUUGAUAUAUCUGUGUAUAAUUCAUAUAAAAAGACAUGCCACAUUAGGUAUCCUAAAUAAAAUGUUUUAAUAAAAAUUUGAAGGAUGAAUUUAAAAACUUAUAUUUAAAAUUUUACUAUGCAGCUUCUAUUUAUUUAUAUCUUAAUGUUACAAUUUAUUUAUUACAAUGCUGUCAAAAUGUAGAAAUAUCCUCCUGGAGAUUUGUUAAGAAAUUAUAAGCUCAAAUCUUGUGUGUUUAAUGAUAGUGGUUUACUUCUAAUGAUGUGUGAUAAUUGAAUGAAUACUUAUUAUAAAAAUUGUUUGUUGUAUUACUUCAGACAUUUAUUUAUUUUAGUAUCAUUUUGUAAUUUAUGCAUUAUUUUAUUCCAUGAGAAAUUAAUAAUUUACUGAAGUGAAAAUAGGUAUCAUUUAAACACAGUAAAUUAUGUAAAUAAUUUUCGCAGCAUGUAGAAAUCAAAUAAAGAGAGAAUUUUUUCAUAGUUUUUUCAGGCUUCUUCCACAAUAAAAAUAUUAAAUUCUGUCCUACAUUUAAAAAAAGAAGUUAUCGUCUUGAAUAAAUACUAAAACAAUUAUUUAGUACAAAGCAGCCAGCAGACCAUUGAUAGUAUUUUAUAUUUUGCAAAUAGUAUAAAGCAAUAUUAGGAUAAUAUAAAUUUUAUUACAUUAAAUUUCAUAGUUUCAUGUCUUAAUUUAGAAAAAUUGUAAGUUUCUCAAUUUAAGCAGAUAGUUUAUCAAUCAAUAAUAUUUUUUUAUUUUUUUUAAAAUAUAUUUAGAACAUAUCUAUUUCAUUUCUUAAUUAAGAUUAUUACUAUUGACAUAGAUUUCUAUCAUGAUUUUUAAAUUUAAAAAAAAAAAAAAACAAUUCAACUUAAACACCAGGUAGGUAUAUUUAUAUUAUACUUAACUAAAUAUUAUAUCACAAAUUUAUUGAAACAUUUUUUCAAAAUUUAUUGUUAAGUCUUUUUUUAUGAACAAACUGCUAGUCUGAAAUUCCUACUCUUAAAUGAGGCUAUUUCUGGUUAUAAUACUACUGAAAAGUUUUCAUAAUUGUAUAUUGUUUGUGACAUAAUUUUCAUGUACAUAUUGAUAUUAUAUAUCUUUAGAAAUCUGAGAAAUUAACGUAAAUUUUAACCAAAUGUGUAUUAUAAGUAAUCAAAAAUAACUGCAAAUUUCCAUAUCAUAAGAAUCGUUUCAAAACUUGAAACAUUUGCUAUUUGACUAAUCUGAAGAACUGAAAAUGGAUGUGCAGACUUGCAGUUUUUGUAUGAAGUGAAGUAUCCGCUAAUGGAAAUGUUAACCAUUUAACAUGUUAUUCUAAAUUACAAUUUUACUUAAAGUUUAAUAUAAAUUAUUUUAUUUUCAGGAUACACAUUUUGCAAUUCUUAUUCCUAUUAUUUAACAGUAUUUAUAAAUGAUAUCUGAAUAGUUCGUAAUUAAUUUAAUUUUUAAAUUUCUUGUUUGCGAUGUAUAUUAAAUUGUUGUUCGAA